Molecule: messenger RNA, 2657 nt
Organism: Heterocephalus glaber (naked mole-rat)
Lineage: Eukaryota; Metazoa; Chordata; Mammalia; Rodentia; Bathyergidae
Source: RefSeq, a predicted model, not a curated record
GAGCAACAUUCGUGAGGUUGCUUAGCUUGAGGGUGAAGGGGCUGGGUUCUCACUCUGUGUUCUUCAUACCUGCAGGUCUCCAGCCUGGUCUGGACAUCAAUGCCAGGGCUACGGUCCUCCUGGGACAAGGACAACCAUGGGAUCAGAGACCCCAGGGGUCCCUGAUGGGGAUCAUAUCUCUCAUGAAUGAAGGGGAUGAAGUCAUAACCCCCUGAGGUAUUUGUGGCUGAGACCCUGCCUUCCCUCCUGUUGGGGGAGACCCCUGCCUGCGCUCAGCCUGGGCUCCCUUCAUCACACCUCCCUUCAUGGAAGGGUGAAAUUCCUCUCUUUUCCCUUUGAUUUUCCCCGAGCAUGUGGAGCUCUGGUGUCCAGGGAACAGGGCAGGAGGUGUUCUCCUCCCUGUGUUGUCAACACGCACGAAGAAAGAUUCCUCACCCUGCACUCCUGGCUCGUAAGUCUGGACACAUCUCACACACCCCUGCACCACCCCAACGGGGCCUCGUUUCUCUGUUCUUUCUGCUCUGCCUCCACUGCUGAUCUCAGUCCCUGGCUUCAUCCCCAACAUCACGCGGCACCUAGUUCCCCUUUGAUGGUGACCACAGCUUUCCUGCACCCAGUGUUUCCUGUCCAGCUUCCUCAUCCCACACCACAGAGGGGAUGGCUCCACUGACAGGAAACUGGCCUGGCCUCGACCCUGGCAGUGCAGGAUGCUGGCCCUGCUGCUACUGUUUCUGCUGUGCACCCGGUCGCUGCAGGAGGAUCCAGGGUUCCAGCUACGGGUGCAGGGGUCAGUGACGGUGCAGCAGGGCCUGUGUGUGCUGGUGCCCUGCUCUUUCUCCUACCCCUCCCGUGUGUGGUCUUCUUCCGGACAGCUCUUCAUCUCCUGGUUCCGAGCCAGGAGCCACAUGAACUAUGAUGAUCCUGUGGCCACAAAUGACCCAGACUAUGAAGUACAGGAAGAGACCAAGGGCCGAUUCCAGCUUGUCGGGGAAGUCAAGAGCAGAGACUGCUCCUUGAACAUCAGAGGCGCCAGGAUGGAGGAUGAGGGAAGUUACGCCUUCAAAAUAGACACAAGAAAGAUAAAAUAUGCUUACAGAGACAAGAAGCUGAAUUUGCAGGUGACAGCCCUGACAGAGAAACCCAUCAUCCACAUCGCUGAGCCUCUGGAGUCCAGCCGCCCCACACAGCUGACCUGCAGCCUGCCAGGAUCCUGCGAAGGAGGGCCCCCCCUCACCUUCUCCUGGUCGGGGGACGCCCUGAACUCCAUGGACUCUGGGGCCCUGACUUCCUCGGUGCUCACUCUCACCCCUCGGCCCCAGGACCACGACACCAACCUCACCUGCCAGGUGCAACUCGGAGGAGCUCAGGUGACCACGGAGAGGACCAUCAGGCUCAGUGUCUCCUCUGAGCAGCAGUGGGAUUCCUGGCCCCUGGUCUUCAUGGUGAUCAGGGGGAUCCUCAUGGCGGCUGGCUUCCUCCUCACCUAUGGCCUCACCUGGAUCUACUACAGCAGGUGUGCAGAUGCCCAAGGGCCCAGGGCAGAGAGUUCUCCCUGAGCCCCUUCUCCUGGACCUGGGACAGAGGAACGAUGCAGAGCUCAGAGGGACAGACUGAGGACAGCAGCUCCUGCCUGGAAACUCUGGACUCGCGCGCUGCUGGCUGCCUGGGUCCUGCCCGACCUGGUCCCCACACUCACCCCAUUCCUGUCAGUCCUGCCCUGCUCUGAGCGAGACGGUCCCGUCCCUUCCCUCCCUCCCUCCCUCCUCCUCAUUCUCCACCCCCAGCCCCAUGACGAGACGAACUUCGCAUCCCACUCCCACUCCCAAGAUUCCCACGGGAGCCUCUGGCCUCCCGCUCCCUGUUACCGCCGUGGAUGCUUACAGCGUCAGGUGCGCAGCUUUUCCUGCUCAGGGAGAGCCCUCCCUCCUUAUACCUAGCGUAAGGUGUCCUGGCAUUGAGAGAUACAGAGAUACGGUAUUAAACAGUGCACCGCACACACUGACCCCACCAUUUCAUAUCUCUGUGUGGGAGUUUUUCAACAUCAUCUUACUGUUCUAUUUCACUGGCUGUGUUUCAACUAAAAUUUGUUGUGUUUAAUUUUUUUCCUUUUUUGAGGGGAGGGAAUGGAAUCCACAUGCUGAGCACGUGCUCUACCACUGAGUUGCACCGAGACUUCUCUAUUCAUUUUGUGACGCACAGGAUAAAUUCCACACGGAAAUCUAAAGGGGACAGCUGGUAGACCUCUGCACAUGGACCCACCCUGCCUCCACUCUUCAGCUCAGAGUGGGGAUCCAUUCCAGCCCUCGUCUCCCACCGUGGGUCUGUUGUCCCCCAGUCCACACACCCCGUGGCGCCACCAUUGUCUCCCCAUCCAUGGGCAUCUGUACUCCAGCGACCUGCUCCAUAUACUUGGAAUCAAACCUUAUAUACGAAUCAGUGUUUGGAUUCUUGAACUCAACAUAGUGUUUCUGGUUUAUCCAUGUUAUUGCUUGUAUUUGUAGUUCAUGUUUUUGAAAAUGCUUUUAUUGCUAUAUGUUUACAACACAUAAUAAUUACAUUCAUUGAUAUAUUUACAUAAUGUUAAUGCAUUAAGAAAUCGAGGCACAGUAUAAUUUUUUUGCUUUACUUGUGAUGGAAUACACACCCUUCACACUGCA